AGCCAACCAUGGCUGAUGACAGCAGCAGCAGCAGCAGCAGCAGCAGCAGAAGAGAUUCAAGGGCUGCAUGCGCGGCGUGCAAUUACCUCCGCAUGAGAUGCAACUCCGACUGCCCAUUGGCCCGUUACUUCCCGGCCAAUCGCUCCAGUGAAGUCAUUUUGGUUGAUCGGCACGUUGGCUUGGCACGGUUCGUAGAGUUAGUCAAUCAGAUGCGGCCGGAGUUGAGGGAUCAGAUGGCGGAGAGUCUGAUCUCCAAAGCAAAGGCUCGGCGGAGAGAUCCGGUCCAUGCCGCCGCCGACAUUGCCCAACACUUGCUUGCCAAGACUGAAGCCACAAAGAAGGAGCUUGAAAGCGUUCGCCAGCACCUCAACCACCUUCGAGCCCAACAAUCGCCAACCUCCUCGAUCACUAGUCCUCAUCAAAUGGCAAUUGCACUAGCAAAGGGAGUAUUCAUAAAUGAUCAACUCAUUGCUGGCGUAGGAGUCAUACUGUUCCAUUCAACUGGCAAAUGUUCACUUUCAUGUUUAGUGAGAACAUACUCUUCACUUGAAACUGAACUAGUUGCCAUUAUACAUGCAAUGCAACUUGGACUUCAAUAUGGAUCAACUCAGCUCACUGUCUUCUCCAAUUGCGCGGAGGCGGUCGCAAUCUAUAACGGUGAACAUGAAGGUCCCAGUGAGCUUCAAAGGUUGGUUGUUGUCCACCGUGACUCGCUCUCCUCUAUUCACCAUUAUAAGGUUUCCACUUGUGAAGAGAUAUACAUGCCUGAAGUGUGGCAAUUGGCAAAUUUAGCUCCUCAAUGUGGAUCAUCACAGAGAUGGGAGACGCCCAUCUUUCCAAAUGUGGCACAAGUUAUUCGUAUUGAAGAUAUGGAUUAAAGACAUUAAUGAUUUGUAGA
Molecule: messenger RNA, 898 nt
Organism: Dioscorea cayenensis subsp. rotundata (Guinea yam)
Lineage: Eukaryota; Viridiplantae; Streptophyta; Magnoliopsida; Dioscoreales; Dioscoreaceae
Product: LOB domain-containing protein 6-like
Exons: 2
Coding region: 9-878 (289 amino acids)
Molecular function (GO): RNA-DNA hybrid ribonuclease activity; nucleic acid binding
Source: RefSeq, a predicted model, not a curated record